Ceratosolen solmsi marchali is the source of this 3506-nucleotide messenger RNA. RefSeq lists its product as uncharacterized. The coding region runs from base 86 to 3220 and encodes 1044 amino acids. Gene Ontology annotation, molecular function: calcium ion binding. The record is from RefSeq and is a predicted model, not a curated record. NCBI's taxonomy places the organism in Eukaryota, Metazoa, Arthropoda, Insecta, Hymenoptera, Agaonidae. The transcript is spliced from 15 exons.
UGGCCGCGCGCGCUACUUGCCACGGAGCUUGCGAGCUUGCGGUGGUCGCGACGCCUAGCCGCGUGCCGGUUCUCCCGCGAUUAUCAUGUGCCCUAUUGGUGCGAUGCGUUUGGUGAUUUUCCUCGGGCUCUUUCUCUGCUCCGGUUUGUGCCAAAAUGCAGGAGCUGGAAGACAUUAUCAUGACUUGGAAGAUCGACAUGAUGAUUUCUGGGAUGCGCCACCCGAGGGAUCGAAGACGAUGAGGUUGGAGGGGGAUCAGCGGUUGGGGCCGCCGCCGCCACCCCCGCUCAGGGAAGCGACUCUGGCGUCACCGCAAGCAAACGGAAAUGAGAAUACAACCCUCGUGCCACGAAACCCCGGCGGAGAAUCGUUGGACCUCCGCGGACAGCCGGCCACUAGUGCAAGCAGUGGUGGUGCAAAGUCGCGGGAGGCGCGAGCCGAUCGCCGUCGCAAGAGGCUCGAACGCCGUAAACAAUAUCGCAGGGAGCGUCGGAGGCGCAUGCGCAAAGAGCGAGGCGAGCACAACAGACGCAUGCGGAACAAGGAUCGCGAGGCGAGCUCGCGUAGGUGGAACAGGGACCACAGGCAGAACAGGGUUGAUAGCCGAGGCAAUGAGCCCAAGUGGCGCGACAGCCUCAUGACGCGACUCGUCAAGAUUCUCAACAAGCAGACGCCAUUGAGGGCCGACCCUUUGAGCAAGAACUCCCUCAAUCUCUCGACGACGAACUUCGAUGAGAGUAUUGGAUCCAUAAGAUCAUUUGAGAUGGUAAAUAGUACCUCGUCCUCCAUUUAUCCGACUCAACUAACAACGGAGCCACGAAUACCGGAGCCACCGGAGCCGACUUCGCGUUAUCACGUACUCCCGGGGGACAUAGAGCGCGACUUCUCACGCCAAAUGGAACGCGAAUUUUUACGAGCGCAGAAAGGCACGAGCAAUCAGCAUGACAAGGAAAUUGAAGACGAGGACAGAGAGGUAGAGGAGGAAGAUGAGGAAGAGGACGAGGAGGUGCAAACGAACGAAGUAGACGAAGAUUUCCCGAGGUUCGACGAGCGAUACCCACAAGCGACGAAACAGACCGAAGAGAUGGUGAAAGGACCUUUUGAUCCCGAGAGAAUACUCGGCUAUUCGCGGACGGAUGAAGAUCUGCCGAUUUUGGACAUGGAAAAAGAAGUGCUGCAAAGAACACUUAAGGACUACAACGCCUAUAUGAGCUCUAGUAUGGCCAGGGUUGCCAAUUCCGGCAAGUUAAAGGAUAAGAAGGACGGAGUUUACCAAGGAAUAGCGAGAAAAGAGUCACCGCCCAGGACGCCCAGCACAACGGAGGCGGUCAUUUUCUUAACGGACGAGGAUGACCCGCGGGGAGAUUUGUCGUGCAUAAACGGAACAUUUGUGCCAGCUCCGUUCAUUCGACACGCCGUCAUCAAAUAUGUUAAGUCGUCGAGACCGGGCCACGAGUACCUCGAGGCGGACUACGAGUGCGAAGGUGAAUUCGCUAUGACGAACAACGCGAGCAGCGCCCGACUCCUCUGUAGCAACAGACGCUGGAUUGGUCACGUGUCCGAGUGCAGGUUCGUCGGCGACGACGAGGCCACCUGCGCGCGACUCGGAUGCGAGCAGCUCUGCAGGAUCGUCCAGGGUAGAGCCGCCUGUCUCUGCCGCGAGGGUUUCCGCAUUGACGGCCCCAGGUGCACAGACAUCAACGAGUGCCAUGGGAACGAGGGACGCGGACCCUGCCAGGACACCUGUCGCAACUACCCGGGCGGUUUCGCCUGCUCCUGCGAGGGGCGGCCCGACGCCGUCCUCGCCGCGGACAAUCGCACCUGCCAAGAGGUCGAGCAACCUGACACCGGACCCUGCAAUUACGAGAACGCCGGCUGCUCGCAUACCUGCCUCGCGAGCAUGGGCCGCGUAUUCUGUCUCUGCCCCGAUGGAUUCAUGCUCGAGGACGACUGGAAGACCUGCCAGGACGUCGACGAGUGCGCAGUCCCGGAUCUCCAGACCGAAGUCUGUCGCUACGGCUGCGUCAACACCCCCGGAUCCUACCGCUGCGAUCCUCCGCAGCAGUCGCUCAAUGAACUGGACGAGGUGCCAAAAAGAUCGGACGACUGCCUCGUCGGCUACGAGGUUACCUCCAAGCGAAACUGCGUGGAUAUUAACGAGUGUGCCAUGAACAAUGGCGGAUGUAACGAAGUGUGCGAAAAUACCGAAGGAAGCUAUUUCUGUGCCUGCGAAGGUGACGAAAGAAUUUUAUCGCCGGAUAAAAAAACCUGUAUUGCUAGGUGUACCGAUGAAUGUCAUGUCACAGUUGCGGAAAAGCGUUUCGAAAGCCUCGAAAGAGAGGCAACACUGAGCUUGCGCUUUCGGAAACUCGGUGAGGUCUCGUGCUCACCUUUGAAUCCAGCGGGUCGAGGUUACCUCAUCUGCUCGGGUGAGGAGAGGCCGUCGACCGUGGCCACGGAGGCCUCAACGAGGCGCAAAGCCGCUGCUGCUGGCACGGAUGAGGAAGAUGAGGAGGGGGAGAACGAGGAGGAGGACGAGGACGAGGAGGCGGAGGACGAAGUCGCGGAGACGAACGAGACGGAGGUCGAGAGUCAGCCGAUACGCCCGGGUACAAAGUGCCACCUCAAGUGCCCACGCGGCUACGAGCUACACGGCGAGUACGAGCUCAUGUGUCGACUCGACGGCACCUGGGACGGACCCAAACACGGCGAAUGUCUACGUUACAGCAAACCGAGGCUCGACUGCCCGAAGGAUAUCACGGCGGAAUUGCCUCCAGGCCGGGACGAAGCCUUCGUGACGUACGAGCAGCCGUCGACGGAUCUCGAUUGGUUUCGCUAUGUACGCUCGAAACCAUCCUGGGGCACGAGGCUCGAGGCCAAUCUCAAGAAGGGACUCCACGAAAUCACCUUCUACGCCCGCCACCCGGUAUCCAAGAAGCAAACGAGCUGCACACUUAAGAUAACCGUCGAAGAGGGACAAGCACCAAAGGUCAAUGGUUGCCCGAGUGAUAUCGAAAUUACGGGGAAAAACGGUUCAGCCAUAACGUGGAUCGAGCCCACAUUCACUGAUAAUAUUAAAGUCACUGGAAUAACUAAUAAUGAGAGUCCCGGACGGAUUUUUAACGUCGGCGGACACAAGAUCGAGUACGAGGCCAGCGACGAGGCCGGCUGGACGACCAAGUGCAUCUUCACCGUAGUGUUGCGAGCCGCUGGCGAGUAGAGAAGGGCGGGGAGCACCAACGCGGGAAUAUACGGGAGGUAAUUUAAAUGGAAAUCGCGACUCCCUCGCUUUUAUCGUUCGAGGACGGUGUUGGUGAGGAGAUGGUGGAGGGAGGGUUAAAGGGACAGAGGGAUAGAGGAUGCUAAUGGAUUUCCGCGGAUAAGAAUAAAAAUCCGCGACGCGGCUCGAGUGGCGAACAAAACGAAGCCGAGUUGCCGAAACAUUGACUGUCCGUGGCUUCUCAGUUUAGCUGCGACGACUAACGACGGCGAAUUUUUUUUCUUCU